This is a messenger RNA of Protopolystoma xenopodis, 417 nucleotides long. The record is from the annotation of a GenBank genome assembly. Lineage: Eukaryota; Metazoa; Platyhelminthes; Monogenea; Polystomatidea; Polystomatidae.
CCCGACGCAUGUGUAACUGCAGCUGCGACUCAAGACCAUGUCCAGAGCCAAAUAAGUUCGCCUCUCCGGGCUGCCUGCAUUUCCAAUCGCCUGCCCUGCUGUCCUCAAAUGGCCAAAUCACUGAAUAAUCCGCCUGUCGGGCAGUCACUUUUCCUGGUUUUGAUUCCAAGAUCGCGUUCAAAACGUCUUUUCUUGGAAAAAGUCUUCCCAGUGUGGAGGCAAUCGGGUCUUCUAGUAUACGCUGAUGGCAGUUUCUUGCCCCGCCAUCUCACCUGGCUUACGCAUCAUCUAAUGGCGCCUUCGUCGCAUACAUCUUUGUCUUCCGAGCAGUUUGAGAAGCAGACGACAAAGACACAACCAGUAAAGUCUAUUAUUCCAAGUGGGCGGCCAUGGAUUUCUGACUGGCUGAUUAGGUGA